Messenger RNA from Bactrocera tryoni, 2039 nucleotides. Its product is annotated as homeotic protein ultrabithorax. The transcript has 4 exons. Gene Ontology annotation, biological process: anterior/posterior pattern specification; negative regulation of transcription by RNA polymerase II. Bases 388 to 1545 code for a protein of 385 amino acids. Gene Ontology annotation, molecular function: DNA-binding transcription factor activity, RNA polymerase II-specific; RNA polymerase II cis-regulatory region sequence-specific DNA binding. Lineage: Eukaryota; Metazoa; Arthropoda; Insecta; Diptera; Tephritidae. Gene Ontology annotation, cellular component: nucleus. The record is from RefSeq and is a predicted model, not a curated record.
UAACCGUGAUAUAACUUUUGGUGCAAUUAUUAUAAUAUUCUCGUUUACAUUGUUUACAUUGCCAACUCUUACAGCGUUUACUUUUGGUAAAAAAAGUAAAGAAAUGAGAUAAGUAAGUUAUGCCAAAAUAAAUCACAACUCAAAGGGAUUAUGUAAAUUUGUGUCAGGACAAAUUUUAGAAAACCAAAUGACCGAAAUAGAGAAGCUAUUUGAAUUUAAGUGAAUCCAAACAUACUACUUCGCCACGCGUCUAAAAUUUAUAAAAGAAAAUACUAAGCAAAAGUACCUUGCCACGGCAAGUAAGUCCAAUCAAAGCUAAAGCCUAAUCAGGUUUAGCUUUUCUCGCGAGACAGUAUUACAACCGCCAAAAUUCUUACCGCUGGCAGUAUGAAUUCCUACUUUGAACAGGCUUCGGCUGGUUUUUACGGCCACCCGCAUCAGACAUCCGGUAUGACAAUGAGUACUGGAGGUCACCAUGAUCAGACAGCCACAGCGGCCGCAGCCGCUUAUCGUGGCUUUCCGCUCUCUUUGGGCAUGUCGCCUUAUGCCAAUCAUCACUUACAACGCACCACGCAGGAUUCUCCCUACGACGCAAGUAUCACAGCUGCUUGUAACAAAAUUUACAGUGAUGGCGCCUACAAACAGGACUGUCUUAAUAUCAAAGCCGACUCCGUGGUCAAUGGUUACAAAGAUAUCUGGAAUACCAGCGCGAAUGGUGCGAGCGGCGGUGGUGGUUCUGGAGGUGGUGGUGGCUCAGGCGGUGGUUCUAACGGGUCAAAUAAUAAUGGACAGAACAAUCCUGCUGGUGGCAUGCCAGUGCGUCCAUCCGCUUGCACUCCAGACUCCCGUGUUGGUGGAUACUUGGACACUUCAGGCGGAAGCCCGGUAAGCCAUCGAGGUGGCAGUGGUGGCGGAAGUGGUGGAACUGGUGGUGGAGUCGUUGGUGCCGGUCAAGGUGUCGCUGGGGGCGUUGGAAGCGUAGGUGGUGUUGGUGUUGGCGGUGGUGUAGGAGUUGGCGGUGCAGGAACCGCAUGGAAUGCAAAUUGCACAAUUUCUGGGGCGGCAGCGGCUCAAAGUGCUAGUAGCUUACAUCAAGCCACCAAUCAUACUUUCUACCCGUGGAUGGCUAUCGCAGGUAAGAUAAGAUCAGAUUUAACACAAUACGGCGGAAUAUCAACAGACAUGGGUAAGAGAUACUCAGAAUCUCUUGCGGGCUCACUUCUUCCGGAUUGGCUAGGUACAAAUGGCCUCCGAAGACGUGGCCGGCAAACGUAUACCCGCUAUCAGACGCUCGAAUUGGAGAAAGAAUUCCACACCAAUCAUUAUCUGACCCGCCGACGAAGAAUCGAAAUGGCGCACGCACUCUGCCUCACCGAACGACAGAUUAAAAUCUGGUUCCAAAAUCGACGAAUGAAGUUAAAAAAAGAAAUUCAAGCCAUUAAAGAACUCAACGAACAAGAGAAACAAGCGCAAGCGCAGAAGGCGGCAGCACAAGCGGCGGCGGCAGCGGCGGCGCAAGCGCAACACAUAGGCGAUCAAAACUAGGAAAAAUCAACUACAAAUUAUUCAUAUUACAAAAAUAAUUAUCAUAGCUAUAACCCUGAUGCUAAUAAUAUUUUUAACAAUAACUUUACAUCCAAUACAUUAUUAACAACUGCAAAAAGAAGCCUAACAACAACACCUACUCCGGGUUCCCAUGCAACAGCAGCAACCAUUUACAAUAGCACAACGUCAACAUCAUCGUCAACUUCGAUGCUGAUGCCGAUGUCGAUGUCGUUGCAUUUGUCAACGCCGUCAUUGUCCGCAUCUUCAUCACCCGCAUAUCACGCACACUCCCACAGAGCAAAUGCAAAUGCGAAUAAUUUUAUCGACAGUUUAGGCAAUGCUAACAUUAAGUAUAAUCGAUUGAAUUUUAUUUUAAACCGAAAUAUUUACGAGUAUUCCGCAAUGAGUAGUGCGCAUAAGCUUUACUGAAUUUCUAUAUUUUAGCAAAUAUAUAUGCAUAUAUGCAUGUAUACGGAUGCAGAUCACUUAUAUUG